Thrips palmi is the source of this 1532-nucleotide messenger RNA. It is a transcript of the gene vnc, whose product is annotated as N-alpha-acetyltransferase 10. The transcript has 3 exons. NCBI's taxonomy places the organism in Eukaryota, Metazoa, Arthropoda, Insecta, Thysanoptera, Thripidae. The record is from RefSeq and is a predicted model, not a curated record. Bases 320 to 859 code for a protein of 179 amino acids. Gene Ontology annotation, cellular component: NatA complex. Gene Ontology annotation, biological process: N-terminal peptidyl-glutamic acid acetylation. Gene Ontology annotation, molecular function: protein N-terminal-serine acetyltransferase activity; protein-N-terminal-glutamate acetyltransferase activity.
AGAUAAACUGGAAACUACUGUAUAUGAAAAAUUUGUGAGUGGACUUCCCUAGCCUCCCUCAAGCCGUCACGUACUUGAAUAUGAACGUGGAUAUGAAUCAGUCUCUCUUUGUGUCGCUUUACUACAGAACAGAAGACAGGUGAAUGGUUGGUUCCUUGUAUGGAAAUUCUUCCUAUCCCGCUUCCGCUUUGUCCGUGAUCUGCUAGGAAGUCGAUCCGAAUCCAGGACUGUUGCUGAGCUCAAGACUGGUAGGUCGAGAGCCAAGAAGACAAGACGAGAAUAACUUCACCUAGUCUGCAGUCUAAGCACAUCUCUCAAGAUGAAUAUCCGCUGUGCAAGACCUGAGGACCUUAUGAAUAUGCAGCAUUGUAAUUUGUUAUGCUUGCCAGAAAAUUACCAAAUGAAGUAUUACUUUUACCAUGGUUUAUCUUGGCCUCAGUUAAGUUAUGUUGCUGAAGAUCAGAAAGGAGAGAUUGUGGGUUACGUUUUAGCCAAAAUGGAAGAGGACUCUGAAGACAACCCCCAUGGCCAUAUUACAUCUCUUGCUGUCAAGCGGUCUCACAGAAGGCUUGGACUUGCCCAGAAGCUUAUGGACCAGGCCUCUUAUGCUAUGGUUGAAUGUUUUAAAGCUAAAUAUGUAUCGCUGCAUGUGAGAAUUUCAAACAGACCUGCUUUACAUCUCUACACCAACACAUUGAAGUUUGAAAUUUCUGAAAUUGAACCUAAGUACUAUGCGGAUGGAGAAGAUGCCUAUGCCAUGAAGAGGGAUCUAUCAUCAUUUGCUGCACAAGUUUCUGAAGUGAAAGUCCCUUCCCCUGAUAAAAUACCCUGUAUUAGUAAGCUAGAAAUUGUAGACUGAUUGUGAAGUGUUGUGAUUGAUAUAUAUUGAUGUGAUGCUGCAUCAUUUCCUGCUUUAUAUUUCUGCACUAAAUAUCCAACAUCAUUUUAAAUGAAGGCAUUCACAGGGUACUGAGAACAAAUUGUUGACUUCUCAUCUAUUGCCAAAUCAACUUGACUUCCCCAUUCAUUAACUUACUUCCUGCUUUGAACCUGCUACUAUGUCUCAAAGGCAACAACUUCCUCUGACUGAAAACAUAUUUUUUAGAAAUUUUAAAGUAAAUUAUUUUUACUUUUGCUAAACUGUCAUUAUGUUUGCACUGUGUCUGGGUUUAGAUUGUUCUGUGUGUUUAAAAAUGCUGUAAAUAUUCUUUUUCUGAACGUAGUGGGAAUUUGUCUCUAACUGCUUUGAAUUUGUUUAUUAUAUUGAUAGACUAUUAGAUUAUCUACCGGUAUUCAGUUUGCAAUUUUACAUCUGUGCUGCAUAUAGGAUGCCAUUGAAUCCAGGACAUCUUCAUCUCUCCUUGUUUUUGUGGAUGUACCUGAGAUGAGGCUGUGUCAUCUUUGUGGGUCUCUUGGUCUUAUUUGAUGAUUGAGUGUUUGGUAUGGUUGAACGAGUUGACCUAUCUCAUAAAGUGAUGUAUUCUUCAAAAACUUUCUGUAAAUAUUGGCUGAGUAAAUUUUCUGAGUAUUUA